This is a messenger RNA of Myripristis murdjan (pinecone soldierfish), 890 nucleotides long. RefSeq names its product fragile histidine triad diadenosine triphosphatase (gene fhit). Gene Ontology annotation, cellular component: nucleus; cytoplasm; plasma membrane. The record is from RefSeq and is a predicted model, not a curated record. Lineage: Eukaryota; Metazoa; Chordata; Actinopteri; Holocentriformes; Holocentridae. Bases 270 to 722 code for a protein of 150 amino acids. The transcript has 10 exons. Gene Ontology annotation, biological process: intrinsic apoptotic signaling pathway by p53 class mediator; purine nucleotide metabolic process; diadenosine triphosphate catabolic process. Gene Ontology annotation, molecular function: bis(5'-adenosyl)-triphosphatase activity; ubiquitin protein ligase binding.
AGAAGCCCACCGUGCUCUGGAGUCUUGCCCAACGCGGAAGGUACAGCGAGCCGAGCCUCAGUUCACUCUGCCUUGGCCUCAUUCGGAAGCCGUCCGCCGCAGCACCGAGGAGCCGUCCUUCAGAUAGCCCUCAUACCGCUCUCUCUCCAGCCGUUCCUCCAUCCCCCCUCUAAUUAUCCAUCUGCGAGGCCGUGGGAAGCCGGCAAGGUUGAAGCGCUCAUCCAGUCUGAGCCACUCUAUCAGUCCUGGUCUCUAGGAGUCAGUCAGACAUGUCGACUCUGCGCUUCGGACAGCACGUGAUCAAGGCCUCGGUCGUGUUCCUGCGGACGGAGCUGUCCUUCGCCCUGGUCAACAGGAAGCCCGUGGUGCCAGGCCAUGUGCUGGUGUGCCCCGUGAGGCCGGUCGAGCGUUUCCGGGACCUUCAGCCCGACGAGGUGGCCGACCUGUUCAGCGUCACGCAGCGAGUGGCCAGCCUGGUGGAGCGGCACUUCAACGCCACGUCGCUCACCAUCUCCAUACAGGACGGCCCUGAAGCCGGACAAACCGUGAAGCAUGUCCACGUCCACGUUCUCCCCAGGAAGAAGGGCGACUUUGAACGAAAUGACAACGUCUACAAUGAGCUGGAGAAACACGACCGCGAGGACUUGGAUGAUCCUUCCAAGUGGCGAUCGGAGGAGGAGAUGGCCGCAGAAGCUUCACUUCUGAGGAAACAGCUGGAGUAAUCCCAAAGGGAGGCUGCUGACGUCCAGGCCAGCGUCCCGCCGGCUGACGUCUGAACGCUGACGGGAACUCCGCUGAUCGGCUUUACUGAGGCCGGUUUGAGGAGCAGCUCCGAUGGCCACACAUUUUGUUUUGCUGAGUGGAUCCACGCCACAAUAAAUAAAACUGAG